UUCAUGGUUACAAAUCGAAGGUCCGUAACCGAACCAUUGGCCAUGAAGAUCCAGACCGGUCCAGUUCUCACUGAGAAAUUCAGACAUCGAAAGACUGACAACAUCACCGUAGCGGCACUUGUCACUGCAGCGGCUCUCUGCGGGAGAUGGAGAAGGAAGGAAGAAGGCGGCGGUGGAUAUUAUAGCAGCCGCUUACUGUUGCUGCAGUAGCUUCGGAACCGACCAGGACUUUCUUUCUCUCUCAGCUUGCUCCGACAAUGAAGUCUGAUCCGCACCUAGAUAUUCACUCUGGCUCGCCGUGCAGCUCAACGGGAUAGAAUACCGUAUGCUUCAGGUGUCCCUAAUGUUGUGACCUGUGUUGCUGCAUUGUAUCCAUUGAGUUCCAGUUACAAUGCAACGUGUGAGGCGCUGCAGUUCCAGCAUUAGUGAGUCACGUCUCCAACACUUGCUUUCUUUCAACAGCGACUAACCAACGGAUUUUCCAGUCCCUUGAAAAGCGACUGGCUGCUCCCUGUCGCUAUGGCUAAUUCCUUAGGAACCGGUGGAUCCAGUUUGAUCCAUCCCUCUGCGUCUUUCCUUCUUAGCAGCCCGUCGAGUCUUCCCUUUCCGACGUCCCUGUUGUACAUCAGGUCGCGUCGGGUCCGUGUGGAACUUUCGGGGAAUUGUAUUGUAUUUCGAAGUCUUAUCAGGAGGCGCGCAGAAAGAGACGCUGACUUCUUGGUCACCAUCGGGGGAAGAUGCGCUCCUUAACUUUUCCAUGCGUUUCUAAACGUGCUCUCACCACCUUCCUGGCGGGGUUUUUCCAAUGGCUUUAUUCAGCAAUGUAGAGCUUCCCUGUAUUAUUUAAAUAUCACGAGAGGAAAUAAGCGAUUUGGACUUUUUGGGUCUUUUAAGGGAGGUGGAGACGUUGAUCCCCUCCCUCAGUCCUCGACUGAAAUUACCACAUAAUUUUGCUCAGGAGAGACACUUGAAGCCGCACCACCCCAGCGCUGGAAAUGGAAGCACCUAAUGGCUACUCUGCAAGUAAUGGCCAAUGCUCUCCAGGUAAGGAGAAGCCAAGAAUGACAACAUCUAAUGGACAAAAUGAGCUUUAUGGCUGUAAUUCCCCUAGUGAACUGAGCGACAAACAGAUAAAGCAAGAAGACACAAGGGAGGAUGCUGACAACAGAAGUCCAGUGUGUGAGGCCCAAACAGGAGAAGAAGGGACAUCUCUGGGGGAAUCUAUGACUGGGAGCCCAAGUAAUGCACAGGAUGGGUUAUCUGGACAAAACAUGGCCGUGGAUGCAACCAGUCGCCAUCCAAACGGUGACCGGCCAUUCCAGUGCAACCAGUGUGGUGUCUCAUUCACACAGAAGGGAAAUCUGCUCCGACACAUUAAGUUGCACACAGGUGAAAAACCCUUCAAAUGCCCAUUCUGCAGCUAUGCCUGCCGCCGCCGUGAUGCUCUAACGGGUCAUUUGCGCACUCAUGCUGUUGGCAAACCACACAAGUGUAACUACUGUGGGCGGAGCUACAAACAGCGCAGUUCCCUUGAGGAGCACAAAGAGCGCUGCCAUAGUUACCUGCAGAGCAUUGGUCUGGACCCAACUGCCAGCACGGGCGCUUAUGCAGGUGACGUCCCUAAAGAGCCAAGGCCUAUGACUACGUUUGAGCGGCCGCUCGUGAUAGAAAGAAUGCAUAAUAAUGUUGGAAAAAGGAAGAGUAGCACACCCCAGAAAUUUGUUGGUGAAAAGAUGCUGCGCUACAGCUACCCUGAAAUGGGAUAUGAGAUGGGCCUCCAGUUUGAGAAGCAAGCUGAACUGUUGUCAGCUCACAUGAUGGACCAAUCUUUGGGUAAUGCCAUGACAUACUUGGGAUCAGACACACUGCGGCCCAUUCUCCAGCACACAGGACACCCCCUCUCUAUGACUGAGGUUGUGCCCGUGGUCAGCCCACUCUACCAUCAUGUUCUGCCUCUAGAUCACAGAGUUGAGCGCACAGGGAAUAUUGACACACUGCCAUCUCAGCCCCCAUUACCCUCUGAUUUCCCUAGCCACACCACCUCCAAUGGGCCCGCUUCUUUGACUCGGCAUGGUAAGCCAACCCAGUCAAGACAUGAAGAGACGCCAAGCAACAGUGGAGAAGACUCACCUGAGUCGGCUGGCAGCAGCCCUCAGGAGCGACAUGCGAACCCUAGUAGCCAUCUCCCGUCCAGUCUCAGGUCACACUCAAGUCCUACAGUUUUUUCAGGUGAUCAUGUGAAAGAUCUGUUACCCAGAAUUGGGUCAGGAACUGGGAGUGGGGUAUUGCGAGAAUCUGCAGAGAAGCCUGCAGUCCAAGAAGGGGUACGGGUGUUUGGGCGAGAAGGCCGGGAGUUACGGGCCUUCCAGUGCGACCAUUGCCAUGUGCUCUUCCUGGACCAUGUCAUGUACACCAUCCACAUGGGUUGCCAUGGAUACAGGGAUCCGAUGGAAUGUAACAUCUGUGGUCACCACAGCAAGGACCGUUAUGAGUUCUCCUCGCAUAUCGUCCGUGGUGAACAUACAUUCCAGUGAAAGUCAAAUUUAAAGACAAGUAAGGGGAAGACUUUUAAUCUCACGUUUUAACCUUUAAUGGCGCUGCAGAUUUAUGUAGCACUAGUACAGACUUUACAGCUACAAACAGUGUGAAUCUGAACAGCUGAACAAACAUAUGAAGGCUUUUAGAGCAGUGUGUGCUGCUAUAAACUUGACCAAAUCACUUGUAUUGAAACCAUUUUAAAAGCUUGCUAAAACAGACCUCAAGGAUUACUUCAACCAAAACUACUUUCUUCAGCAGCGCACAAUGUGACCAGUGUAGUGUUUGUCGGCAGGUCGUUUUGUUUAGGCUCAUAAUGUUCACUGUUUACAAAGUACGAAGGAAUAUGAGGACCACAUUGAAAAGAAAGGGGGGGGGGGGGGGACAAGACUAUAGUGAAAACAUUGUAUGAAUAAAGUCGCAAUUAUGAGAAUAAAGUUAAGUGGGUAUAUUUUGGCACAUCAACGCCAUCUUCAGUAAGAGCACUUUAAUGUGAGCGACUGUUCCAAACAUUUGUUUGUUCCUGAGAAAGAACACCACUGACUACAUUGCCUAUUUUAUCGAGAUUGUUUGAUCAUCAAUCAGAAGUGCUUUACUUACCAAAUACUAAAUACCGGUAAUAUUACUAGAUGACAAUACAGUGUAUGGCAGGUCUCAAGAGAGAGACAGUGGUUGUUGGUCUCUGACUGUUGCGUAUACAUUUAUGUGAGAAUUUUGACAUUCAUGUUGCAAUACAACUUGAAUUUUUUUCCCCCAGUAAUAUUAUGACUUUAAUUUUGUAACAUAACUUUUUUUUAUAUUCAUUAUAAUUCCUUUGUCCCUUUCAACGUGGCCCAAAUUCUCCUUCAUCAUAAAGAACAAGAGUGUGCUGGAAACUGUAGUUUGGUCACCUGAUGAUGCUUGGCGUCCAUUUGGACUUGAUAGCCUGUGGAAAUAUUGUCCCUCAUUUUAUUCUGCAUUUGCAGGAAUAUUAAUGCUUGUGCAAUUAUAUUUAGCUCACCUUUGUGGCAGUAUUUAUUUUAAUGUGAGCAUUAUUUCUAAGGUUAAAUUUUCCAAUGUUAUUAAAAGGAUUACAUUUUAAUUACAGCAAAAUACCAAGGGAAUGCUGAGUGGUUCAACAUUGAGCAUUCUCUCUGCAUAUUUUCACCACUUCAGAUCAUCAAAUAAAAUGUCAAUAAAAAACCCCAGUAAAUACAAAAUGCAAUUUAUGAAUGAUAAUUUAAUGUAUUAAAGCUACAGAGGGCAAGUGUGCUUCAGCUUUGGGUCAUGAACUGAUGGGCAAAAAUUCUCCUUUAGGAUUUUCUGGUAUAUGGCAGAAUUCAUGGUUCCAUCAAUGACAGUAAAUCGUCCAGGCACUGAAUGGGAAAAGCAGCCCCAGGUCAUCCACUUUGUUUGACUGUUGGUAUGAUGUUCUUUUUCAGAAAUGCCAGAUUUAACAAGAUGCAUGCCUUUCAAAAAUAUCAACUUUGGUUUUGUCAGUAUAUAUAUUAUUGCCAAAGUGUGGGGAUUAUUCAGAUGUUUGUUUGCAAAAGUAAGAUGAGCCUUUAUGUUCUUUUCGGUCAGCAGUGGUUUUCACUAUGAAAGUCUGUCAUGAAUGCCGUUUUUGCCUCUUCACUUCCUUAUUGUUGAGUCAUGAACACUGGUCUUAACUGAGGCAAGGGAGGCCUCUUGUUCUUUACUGUUGUCCUGGGUUUCUGCGUGAUCUCCUGGAUGUGUUGUCGGUGUGUUCUUGGGGUACUUUUGGUAGGCUGGUGACUCCUUAGGAAUGUCUUUGUAACCUUUUCCAGACUGAAAAAUGUCAAUUAUGAUAUUGCUAAACUGUUCUUGAAUUUCAUUGGAUCUUGGCAUUUUGUUGCUUUUUGAGAUAUUUUCGCCAUCUUCAUUUGUCAGACAGGCACUAUUUGUUGAUUGAACAGGUCUGGUAGUAAUUAUGCUUGGGUAUGGUCAGUAAAAUUAAACUCAGUUUUUACAAAAAUGAGACUGUUUACAGUUAACAGUUUCACUUAUGGCUAAGAAGGUUUGGAUAGAUUUUUUUUCCCCCGGAAAACAUUAAAUCAUUAUUUUAAAACUGCAUUUUGUGUUUACCUUAGCAAUCUUUGUCUUGUAUUUAAAUUUGUUUGACGGUCAGAAACAUUAAAGUGGGGGAAAUAUAAAUUCAAAAAAAUAAUUUGGCAAGGGGGUAAAUAAAUAAUUUUGGUUUAGAUUUUUUUAUCAUGUGAAAGACAAUCAAAACCUGAUGAAUAAAAAAGGCAUACAGUUACUUAUAGAAACCAAGAUUACUGGGACAACCUUCAAUCACCUUUGUUAUCCAACUUUGAAUUACCGUAGGCAAUACUCUCAGUCACUUUGCGGUGCAAUGCAAUUCAAUAUGACAUUGCUUGCUGCUUUAAAUUCUAAUCCAUGUUCAUUGUUUCAUUUUCUGUUGAUUUCCUUAGAGACAUUUUUUCCCCAUAAGGUUUCUUAUUGAGGCAGCACGGUGAGCGUGUGGUUAGCACAUCAGCCUCACAGUUCAGAUGUCUUAGGUUCAAAUACAGGCUCUGGCCUUCCUGUUUCUCCCACAUUACAAUAGCAUGCAUGGUAGGUUAAUUGAAGACUUUAAAUUCUCCCUAGGUGCGCAUUUGAGGGUGAAUGGUUGUUUGUCUCUGUGCUCUGCGAUUGGCUGGCAACCAGUUCAGGGUGUAUGCUGCUUCUCGCCCAAAGUCAGCUGGCAUAGGCCUGUGACCAUCAAGGGAUAAAAGCAUGGGUGGUGUUGUAUUGGCUUCCAUUGCAAAGUUUUUAUAUUUUCCCCCCUCUGAUGUAAAGCAUGAAAACGUGUCCUGCAAAUCAAUCAGAACUAAUAAUUAUUAAUGAACAUAAGUUCACAACAGGCGGCACGGUGGACUACUGGUUAGAGCGUCUCCCUCACAGUUCUGAGGACCGGGGUUCAAUCCCUGGCCCCGCCUGUGUGGAGUUUUCAUGUUCUCUCCGUGCCUGCCUGCCCAUAAAGAUCACUUUUUCAUGUUCAUAUUUGAGUGUUGGGACUUUAUUUCUUAGUAAUUGGGUGGGGCUUAAGCAAUGUAAAUAGUUUUUUGUAUGUUGCACUCUAUUUGUAUAUCCUUUCAAACAUAAUGUUCUCUCCCAACUCUGUGUGGGAAUACUUUCAAUACAUAAUGCCUUAAACUCUGCCUUGGACAGCUUAAAUUAUUAAUUGAAUUAAAAUAUGAACCAAGCAAUUAUGUACAUUCAUCAGACAUUCAUCAUUUUGUUUCAGGUGUGAUGUUAUUGACCUUAUCUUUGUAGCUGCUAAACUUUUGACUUCAUUAAUUAAAUUGCAAAAAACUAAUUUCUAUAUGCUCCAACAAUGAUAGGCCAUGAGUACAAAAUGCAGAUACAAGUUAAACUCAACUAAUUAUUUACUGUGAAGGAAAGAAGGAAUUUUAACCUCUGAGAGGCCUCAUUGCAGGAUAUGAGAAGAAGUGAAGAAUGUGUUUUGUAUAGCUGACCUUGCACUUUAGUCAUGCAUUUGUAACAAGGCAAAACAUUUUUCAAGUCCUAGAGUAGAAACUGUUGAUAAAACCAAAUGCACACUUUUUAAGGCUUAUGUGGAAAUGAUUUGGUGUUGGUGAUAAAUAAUGUCUUUGUGAAAGCAAGUUUUGUUUUGGAAGCAGACCGUAAACUUCAAAGAUCAACUCAGCAACUAAAUUAACCUCAACUUUUCUGUAAAUUUAAUAUAUUGAUCAAAAGGCAGCUAUUGCUCAUUUUUUCUUCUAAUUGUCUGGUGCUAAGCAACCAUAAAACAUACUGUGUGUGCAAACCAUGCCACAGAAA
Messenger RNA from Phycodurus eques (leafy seadragon), 6342 nucleotides. RefSeq names its product IKAROS family zinc finger 2 (gene ikzf2). The record is from RefSeq and is a predicted model, not a curated record. Gene Ontology annotation, biological process: regulation of transcription by RNA polymerase II. NCBI's taxonomy places the organism in Eukaryota, Metazoa, Chordata, Actinopteri, Syngnathiformes, Syngnathidae. The transcript is spliced from 9 exons. Bases 996 to 2534 code for a protein of 512 amino acids. Gene Ontology annotation, molecular function: DNA-binding transcription factor activity; RNA polymerase II cis-regulatory region sequence-specific DNA binding.